UUUUCCGGGUCAGGUGUAUUUUAUUUGUUUGUUUUGCAAUGUUUUUACGAAGAUAUGUUCGCCCCGCCGUCAAAUUCGUUCGUACCAAGCAUUACCAGCACAUUUUGGUGCAUCCAGAGAUACAGUAUGCCAUGCGGCAUGAGCAGCCAGUGGUGGCACUGGAAUCGACGAUCAUAACACAUGGGAUGCCAAUGCCAGAGAACGUGACAACGGCGCUGCAGGUGGAGGAACAGGUGCGCCAACACGGAGCCAUUCCCGCGACUAUCGGCAUUAUUGACGGCUGCAUCAGGGUGGGCCUGACCAAGGAGGAACUCACGGCACUUGCCAAGAAACCGCGGAAUGAGGUUAUCAAGUGCUCGCGCCGCGACUUGCCGUAUGUUGUGGCCAAGGGACAAAGCGGCGGCACAACGGUGGCUGCCACAAUGAUUGUCGCUCAUCGUGUGGGCAUCAAGGUGUUUGCCACCGGUGGCAUUGGCGGCGUCCAUCGUGAGGGCCACGUCUCCAUGGAUGUCUCAGCGGAUCUCACCGAACUGGGACGCACGCCGGUGGCUGUGGUCUGCAGCGGCGUCAAGUCCAUACUGGACAUUCCGCGUACCCUCGAGUACCUGGAAACUCAGGGCGUGUGCGUGGCCAGCUACGACAGUCCCGGCGGUGUCUUUCCGGACUUUUACACCCGCGACAGUGGCUGCAGGGCUGCCUACGAUCUGGCCACACCCAAGGAGGCCGCCGAUCUGCUGCGUUCCUGGCGUGAACUCAAGCUGACGUCGGGCGUGCUCAUCGGAGUGCCCAUACCCGAGGAAUUUGCGGCGGACAAGGGCCAAAUGGAGGCUGCCAUCAAGGCAGCUGUCGUUCAAGCGCUGUCUCAGGGCGUCUCGGGCAAGGAAGUGACUCCGUUCCUGCUGGCAGCCAUAGCAAAGAUCACCCAAGGCAGCAGUCUGCAGGCAAACAUUGCGCUAAUCAAGAACAACGCCAAAGUGGCGGCACAAAUUGCAGCAGCCUUGGCGGGCGGUCCAGCCAGAAAGCAGAGCGAGGGCAAGGAACACCUCAAGAAACCCCUAGUUGUGGGCGCCUCCAUACUGGAUCUCUCCUUCACGGUGGAUGAUCAGAAGCGGGACAUGAAACUGGAUGGAGCCACGUACUCGGCGGUGGCCAAGCAAGCGGCUGGCGGCGUUGGACGCAACAUAGCCGAAGGCAUCUACAAGCUCUACGGCGAUGUGAAUCUGAUAUCCGCUGUGGGCAAGGACCAGAUGGGCCAAACGCUGCUCCAACUGAUGCCCAAGACGCUGCAGCGUGGCAUGAUUCAGGAUGAGAGUCAGGCGACGUCCCUGUGCUCGCUGAUCUUUGACAAGUUCGGCGACUGCAAACUGAUUCUGGGCAACAUGGAGAUCCAUCAGUGCUCCAUCACCCCAGAGACGCUGCAAGCGCACCAGCAUCUCUUUCGCGAUGCACCGCUGAUCAUUAUGGACAGCAACAUAUCGGAGCAGGCCAUGGAGUGUACGUUGCGGCAGGCGCAGAAGUAUCAGCUGCCUGUGUUCUUUGAGCCCACGGAUAUGUUCAUUGCCGGCAAGCCCUUCCAUCUAUCAGCAGAUCUCACUCAGCACAUUCGCUUGAUCAAGCCAAAUCUGCACGAACUGAAGACCAUUGUGGAGGCAAUCACGGGACAAACGGUCGACUGGCAGCCCGACACCAAGGUGGAUCGUGUGCAGCUGCUGCAGCAGACCAAGCAACUGCUGCAAAAGAUUGAAUCUCGUUUCAACUGCAUCAUUGCCACGCUGGGAGAUCAUGGCGUGCUGCUCAGCUUUCGCUCGGAUGCCGCCACGAAUGCGAGCUGCCUGCUCGAUGCCACAACGUCCCAGGUGCCGCCACACAUCACACGCUUCUAUGCCGCACCCAUAGUGCCCCACAUCGUGAAUGUUUCGGGCGCUGGCGAUAGCUUUUGUGCUGGCUUCAUUACUGCGCUGCUGCAGGGCCGCAUUCUGGACGAGUGCGUUGCCGCGGGUUUUGUGGCGGCGGAGCGUGCGCUGCAAUCGGAAUCGGCAGUGCCAGCAACUUACUUUAGCAAUGCGCACGCCUUUGAAGAUCGCUACAAGCAGACACUGAAGACGCUGCAACAGCAGAGCAUUUAGAGGCGUAUUUAUACUCAGG
Drosophila guanche is the source of this 2145-nucleotide messenger RNA. RefSeq names its product pseudouridine-metabolizing bifunctional protein C1861.05. NCBI's taxonomy places the organism in Eukaryota, Metazoa, Arthropoda, Insecta, Diptera, Drosophilidae. Gene Ontology annotation, molecular function: pseudouridylate synthase activity; kinase activity. The coding region runs from base 39 to 2126 and encodes 695 amino acids. The transcript has 2 exons. The record is from RefSeq and is a predicted model, not a curated record.